Molecule: messenger RNA, 4315 nt
Organism: Amoebophrya sp. A120
Lineage: Eukaryota; Dinophyceae; Syndiniales; Amoebophryaceae
Source: the annotation of a GenBank genome assembly
GUUUUCGGUGUGCAACCCCUGACCCUGCUCCGCGAAUUUUGCUUGUUUGACCGAAACAUGCAGGAUUUUCUCGGCGCGGUCACGGGCCAGGUCAGCCUGCUGUGCUUCCUGAUUGCGGUGGCGCCGACCCUGUUGGACUACGAAGAUAGCGCGGACGAGAUGAAGUCAGUGAUAUGGCGGGAGACUGCUGCAAGAACAGAACUGCAUGUUGUGCAAGAACGCGUGCCAACUCUUUCAGAAGGAAACUCGUCGCACGGUCCACGUCGGGACUUGGACGCCGACCAGCAAAGUCGCUACUACCGAGAUCCGCUCCUCUUCCCGCUUUUCACAUACCCCCAGGCCAUUUUGCUCCACCGCCGCAGCGCGUCGCUCGGGAUUGCCGCGGGAAUCGCGCACGCCGCUUGCCAGCUCUUACCGGCGGAAAUCUUGUUUAGUGUGAAAAGAAAUAACUUUGUGGGCACGUCGUCCUCGCCCACGAGUGGUGGCGCAGACGACGCGAACGCAUCGGGUGUGAUGAAAUUAUCCUUGAUGUCGCCAACUACAGCCAGAAGAUUUACUACUGGAAGACUCAUAUCGCAGAGAAAUAGCCUGCCUUCCCAUUAGGGGAGAAAAAUCUUGCCAUCUCUACAAAAAUUUUGUACCACCAGAACACGCGCAAAAACAAGGUUGUUUUUUGGGGUCCCAACCUAUUUGGCGGCCCGCUUCCGGGCCCCACAGCCCCGGCAAAUUUGGCUGGCGGCUGUCGCGUUUCACAUAGUAGGAGCUUCGGCCGGAAGCCAUUGGGAAGGAGCGACCGGCGCCGCCGUGCGCUCGUCCUCCCGUGUUUCCUAGGUGCCAAAGGCGGCCAGGAAGUUGGCCCGGCUCCAGGCCCGAUGCAGCCCGGCGGGCGCAUCAGGUCCAGACCUGUUGUGGCCCAGCCGACCUGGAGGAAAGCGUCUGGCCCCGGAGCUCACACUUGCCAACAACGAGAGCCCCAGAACCCACCCCCAAAAACGACCCCCAAAAGCGACCCCCUUCCCCCCCCUAGAAACAGGCGAUUUGAAGUACCCCCAAAAACGACCCCCCCAGCCACCCCCCUUCGGGGCCGGGCAGGGCGAAAUCUGGAAGAGCUUUCUUGUUCUUUCCAGCACUCUCGCCUUGGCCACUCGUAGGCGCCAUCGCCACUGGCGAGGGGCAGAGGCCCUUAAGCCUUGCCAUGGGCUGCGCGCUCACCGCAGAGAUUCCCUGCCCUUGCACGGCCAGCACAUGUGGAGCAAGACUAAAAGACGCCCCGACAAUCGAAGCAGUCACAGACCACGGCCGCCCAUGCGGGCCCAAUCGAUUCGGGCUGGCUGUGCGCGCUCGCUGACUGCCUAAAAAAAUAAAAAGUUUAAAGCCCCAAAAAACAGCCUUUUUUUUUCGCGUGUUCUGGUGGUACAAAAUUUUUGUAGAGAUGGCAAGAUUUUUCUCCCCUAACCCAUAUUAAAACUCCGCAGGAUCAUGUUAACCCACUCGCUCAACCCGGUGAUUCAUCUUCCCCACGAGUGCCAGCAUUCUUCGACUCCGCCACGACGGCGAUAAUCUCCACACUCACUGAUUUUACCCCCACCCCGUGGUCCCUGGGUCACGGAUUUGGCGCUCUGGCUCUGUUCGUCAUUCUCUGCAACGGUGUUUUGGGCUGUAUGGAGUUCUCAACUGUUACACUCAUUCUCAACUGUUACGUGAAUUUGUCAUGCGGAACUACCAUCAAGAUCCACACGAGAAAGCUGCUUCGCAUGACAAACUUGCGAAGGGCUAAACAGCAUCUACAUCUGUGCAGAACUUGUCAUGCUACAGGUGCAGCCUCCCCCCUUUCACUUUUGCAUGUCUUGCAUCACAAAUUCAUGUAACAGUUGAGAAUGUAACAGUUGAGAGCGCCAUAGGCUGGUUUCGCCGCCGGCACGGCGUGUACCGCUGGUUUCUGCUGCUCCACUAUCAAAGGGAAAAAUCCCCCCUCCCCAUAUUGAAAAGGUAUACUCCCGAAAAUUUGUGUUGCUGAUUUGAGGUCACAAAUCACUUUUGUCUUGCAAGAAGACAAGGGCAUAAGCUUCCGCCCCAUGAUGGAAGCGAUUCGCGAUGCUGUUGGGCCUACAGGGCAGCCGUUUGCAAUGCUGAACAACUAGACCCGUCCGCCCCUACCUAGCCUGGGGAUCUGGCCGCAAUGCUUUCCUGCAAUACAGAGCUGGUUCGUGUACACAGAUCCAGCAUUAGGAGUUCUGUUUUGAUAUGGGGAGGGGGGAUUUUUCCUUUUGAUAUCCACCGAGCCAGCUGGACGCUGAUCCUGAUUUUUCUGGCGGCCCACACCCUCUCGGUGGCCAUGGUUUGCUUCGCUCUGCUUGCGUGGCGGUGUUUUCUGAAGAGAAGUAAACCGGAAGUCCGGUUUCGGGUACGGGAGGUGGCGCGGCUCUCGGAUGGAAGUCACAUGGUGCGAGUUUUGCUAUCGCGGGAAGUCGAAGUUCUAGGGGAAGGAAAUGAAAACUUCAUUGCCGUUCCUCCCGGUGGCUUCGUGAUGGUGCGGAGUGCUGCCCCAACUGGAGAUGGCCGGCCCGCCCGCGGCCGCCUGUCGAUCCCGACAACAGACGUCGCCCAUCCAUUUUCUGUGUGCGGUAUUUCGCGCACACAAAUAUUACAGACCUCGAGAGUACUAGAGGAAAGCCGCGGCCCAGCGGCCACACAAGGACAAGAUCAAGAGCAGCAGCGGAAAGUAGAGCAUUGUGCUGCUGCCGAAGGUGCUCUUCGCCCGGAGAAUACAAAACAAGAUGGCCCCGCCGCCUCGGCGCCAGCCGUCGACGAUGAAGCUCCUGCUUCUCGCAACAUCCAACUGGUUCGAGAAACUUUGUCCCUUCUGGUGAAAGAUGAACCGGAGAGCUCAACAGUUGGCGCUUCUAUGACCUUCAGCAGCGGCGGGAGAACCACGUCUGCAACUACAGUUGUGAGAGAUGUCGAUAACACGUGGACUCGGCGUAACCUGCUCCAAGAGGGCAGGGAUGUUUUAGUAGCAGGGGGGUACUACGGAAAUUUGAUGUUGCCCCGUGUCAGAGAUGAGAGCCCGAGUGGUCUUUUUCAUCCUACCGAAGCCAGCGCUCCUGACUGCAACACCAGCUCCAAGUUCGAUUCGGUGGUUCUGAUCGCCGGCGGGCUAGGCAUUACGCCCAUGCUGAGCUGCUUGGAACGUUUUGCGAAUAUUAACCGGAGUAGUUGUGCCAGUUUUUCUCGCAGUUGUUCCGUGGAUGUUGAUCUCCUACUACUUAAACAGCAAAAUCUGAGCCUCAUUUGGCUGACCAGGGAGCCGUUGGAAGAGGACGCAUGGCGCAAGCUGAACGCGUGGCACCCACAGUUGGAGACAGUGCCGAAGUUGUACGUGUACCAGACUGGUGCAGCUCGUACAGGACCACAGCAAGAGGCGGCCAGCGGACGCUGUAGAAGUGUGCACGAGUCCGAAGUUCUUGCAGCCUUCCCGCACUCCGGCGUGCCUCAACUUUAUCGGACAAGUAAUCGUGUGCAGUUCUGUGCAGGCCGACCUACUGCCGAAGAUUGGCAGGCGAUGUUCCUAGAGACUCAAGAUCAUGUUGAAGGAACAUCACAGGAGAGGGCCACGACUGCAGCGACUACGACUAGCUCAAACAAUGUGGCCUUCAACAGCAUGGGAAAUAAGCAAAGAAAAGUUCUCAUUUGUCUCUGCGGCCCUGAGGCUAUGAUUUCGAACGUGACGUCGCGUGUCAGCUGGAGGUUGCGGGCCAAGCCACUUUCACAGUUCGCGAGGAACUGUUUCACUGGUAGGAGGACAAACGAAGGUGAACAAGACAAACCACGCUGCUGGUCGUCCUGACGAGUGCGACUUCAUCACGACCUCAUUUCAAUUUGACUAUGAAGACGAGACUGUGACACGACAUCUGAGCAGAACAUAAUCGAUGUGCUUGUGUGAGCUGGCUUCCAUCGUGUUGUUGUAUUAAUUUGUUCUUCUACCAAGUAGCAUUUUUUUGGGCCGCGGCGGGACUUGUUGUGCCGUACAAAGUAAGUAAGAUUUCCGCGGUGCCCGUGGUGAAAGUUAUCGCUCUCCCACAUGAAUUUCGCAAUGCGAAGUUCAGAAAAGCAAAAGGCCCACCGCAGCGUAUGAUGAUGAUGAGCGCAGUGGACUUAUCAGCAUCUGUCUCUCUUCACAUUUGGGUGAGUGUUUGAAUGUGUCAGUGUCUGAAUUUGAACAAUGAAUAACCAGAGCUGGCGCUGAGAACAACGACCACGACAACCUGCUACAACGAACCGCACUGAAAGAAUGUUUUGACAACUGACCAAUCAU